AUGGAUUAUCUAUCUAUCUAUCUAUCUAUCUAUCUAUCUAUCUAUCUAUCUAUCUAUCUAUCUAUCUAUCUAUCUCAUGUUGUCUGUCUGUGUGUCUGUCAACAGGCGACUGCGGAGGAGCACAUAAUAACUCCGGUUACAGAUGAUAAUAUAGCGUCUACUUCAAACUCUGCUUUGCUCUCUUCUGCGUGCCGUGGCGAUGACCAACCCGGCAGCUCUGCAAAGGCUGCAAAAACACCCAGGCGAGGCAACCUGAGCAGGCGUUCUAAAAAAGCCUCACCGGCUAAGGGGAAACAGGAGCAGGAUUCCAUUGAGUGCGCCUCCUUGGGGGAGAAGCGGCUAGCGUCUACUUCGACCUCUGCUUUGCACUCUUCUGAGUGCCUUGGCGAUGACCGACCCGGCAGCUUUGCUAAGCGUGCCAAAAUACCAUGGCCAGGCAACCUUAGCAGGCGUUCUAAAAGAGCCUCUGCGGCAAAGAGAAAGCGGGAGGAGGAAACCGAGGUAGAGGCCUCUUUGAGGCUUUCUAGUCAAUCUCAACGGAGGCAGUAUGUUUUGUCACAUGAAACGAUUGGUGAGCGUAACUACUGUAUGUACUGCAAAUCGGUUUACACAUAUUCGUUGAAAAGUAAGAGGAAACUACCUAAAGGCUUGCAUGACAACAAAAAAGCGGCUUCAUCACAAGCGCUUUUGCGGUCUCUUUUGCCGCAUCGAAAAGCUACUCGCAAUGCAGCCGACGCCGCUGCAACUUCCAUUCGACGGUCCCCGGAGACCACAGCUGAGAAAACCGCACGUAACGAAGCUAAAGCUGCGGCAACGCCCAUUCGACGGUCCCAGGAAUCCAUGGCUGAGAAAACCGCACGCCAUGCAGCCGACGCCGCUGCAACUUCUGCUGCAAGGGCGUCGGAAAGUUCUGCGCAAAAGCGCACAAGGCGGCAACGCGAUGCAAUUUCAACUUCCGCUGCUAGACCUGUAGAAGGACCUACUGAAAGACUUGAAAGGUUGCAGACUGUUAACCAGCGCCGCCAUGCACAGCCAGGGCUCUGUAGCCCACCAAAGCAGUUUUGGUUUAAGCUGGCGUUCAACUAUGAGCCAAAAACAAGCACUUCGUUAGUUUUUCUGCGGAUACACCAAUGGAUAUGGUACGCAAAUACCAACCCCGACCGAUUACGGCGUUCUUCAAAAUCGAUGUGCGAGACCCCUUCGUGCAGCAAAAAAUCUAUAAAAAGCUCCGGUUCGACCCAGGCCAUCAGCUGUCAGUCUUUGACUUUUUUUCACGCCCAGGCUACAAUUAACGUCAAAUGUCGAUUCAACUUCCGACAUUUACGGCGCCAAUUUGUAACGGAGACAGAUUUUCAAUUUGAACUCAGGCUUUCAAAAAAUUGGUAA
Messenger RNA from Acanthosepion pharaonis, 1386 nucleotides. The record is from the annotation of a GenBank genome assembly. Lineage: Eukaryota; Metazoa; Mollusca; Cephalopoda; Sepiida; Sepiidae.